Molecule: messenger RNA, 3809 nt
Organism: Hyla sarda
Lineage: Eukaryota; Metazoa; Chordata; Amphibia; Anura; Hylidae
Gene: PRC1
Product: protein regulator of cytokinesis 1
Exons: 14
Coding region: 148-1974 (608 amino acids)
Biological process (GO): mitotic spindle midzone assembly; microtubule cytoskeleton organization
Cellular component (GO): spindle; mitotic spindle midzone; cytoplasm
Molecular function (GO): microtubule binding
Source: RefSeq, a predicted model, not a curated record
UCCCACCAAUCGCUGUGCAGGCAGAUGUGUUCUCGAGGCAAAUUUGAAAAGUUUAGUGCGUGAGGAGAGGAAACGGUUAUAGCAGCGACAGUAGCGGCGGUGGCAGAGGAGCCUCGUACAUACCGCAGUACCGGGAGCGGAGCCGCCAUGAGGAGAAGUGAGGCGAUUGCUGCAGAGUCUGUAGCCUGCUUAAACUCUGCAUUAGUACGUCUUCGAGAUAUCUGGGAAGAAAUUGGAAUACCAGAAGACCAGAGACUGCAAAGAACAGAUGCCGUCAAGAGACAUGUAAAUAUUCUGUUGACACGAAUGAUUGAGGAGGAGGAAAACUUGAAAGACCGUCUCCUGAAGAGCAUUGAUAUCUGCCGCAAAGAACUAAAUACCCUUUGUGAGGAGCUGCAUCUUCCACCAUUUGAAGAAGAUGAGGAGAGCACUAUCCUGCAGCUAGAGAAAGACUUGCGUACACGAGUAGAAGUAAUGAUGAAACAAAAGAAGGAAAGAAUGCAGGAGCUAAAACUGUUAAAACAGCGCGACCAAGACUUGUGUGACAUCCUUUGUACACCUCCAUAUUACGUUGACAGUCACCUCGUUCCAAGUCUUGAUGAGCUAGAUAAAUUUAGAAGGCAUUUGGCUGCACUUUCUGCAGAAAAGGAUCUUCGUGAAGCAGAAUUUGUGAAAACAAAAAAACUAAUAAUUAUUUGCAUGGAAGAACUGGACAGAUUGCCUGACACCAGUUUUGAGAGGGAUGUGGUGUGUGAGGAAGAAGAGGCUUUCUGUCUAUCAAAAGAAAAUCUUGCGGCAUUACACCAGCUUCUUUUUCAGUUAGAAGAGCAGAUCAGACAAAAUAAGGCAUUAUGUGAAGAACUGCGAACCAAAGUUAUAGAAUUGUGGGAUAGACUUCAGGUACCUGAAGAGGAGAGGGAGGCAUUCGCAGUUCACAUGUCUGGAUCAAAAGAAAAAAACAUAAAAGCGUUACAAGAAGAAGUGGAUCGUCUCCAUGAGCUGAAGCUGCAGAAUAUUAAGAACGUUAUUGAAGUUAUUAGAACAGAGCUGUCAUCCUACUGGGACAAAUGUUUUUACAGCAAUGAACAAAGGCAAGGCUUUGCUCCAUUUUAUGAUGAGGACUACUGUGAAGACCUUUUAAGCCUCCAUGAUGCUGAAAUUGAACGUGUCAAGCAAUAUUACGAGAUACAUAAAGAGAUGUUUGAAGGUGUUCAGAAAUGGGAAGAAAAUUGGCGUCUCUUUCUUGAGUUUGAUAAAAAGACAACAGACCCCAACAGGUUCACAAAUCGGGGAGGGAAUCUUUUAAAAGAAGAAAAACAGAGGGCAAAGUUGCAGAAAAUGCUUCCAAAGCUGGAGGAAGAGCUAAGAGUUCGAAUUGCAGCAUGGGAAGAGGAGCAGGCGCAGGAGUUUUUUGUGAAUGGGAAGAAAUUUAUGGAAUAUGUGGCAGAGCAGUGGAAUCUGUUCAAUUUAGAGAAAGAAAAAGAAAAACAUGAGAGGAUAAUGAAAAAAAAUCGUCAGCUAGAAGAGGAAAUGUAUUAUGGAAGUGCUCCAAAGACUCCAAAUAAAAGAAGAGUGCUCGGGGCAACAACACCAAGCAAAAUGCGCAAGCUUAAUGGCACAUCCGUUUCCAGUUCUACCAACACAACACUACGUUCUGCAUUCGGUGGAACAAUGUGCCACUCACCUGUAUCACGUCCACCCCCUAGUGGUGGCAAGCCUGGACUGCCCCUGCGAACUCCAACCAGAUCCUUCAAGACCCCACAAGCAAGAAGACUGGAAAAGAAUAAAGAAAACAUGUCACAAUUAAAUGGAACUGCCAUGAGUGGUGGGUGCCACCUCACAAUUCCUGCCCAGCGUAACCUCAGCGUUAACUCUGUUGCCAGCACCUAUUCUGAGUUUGCGCGAGAACUUUCAAAAGCUACAAGAGUUAACACCAACACCCGAAUCCUCAACUCUACCAUAACAAAUAUGUGAUGUGCUCCCAGGAAUAGGACAGAAAUGGACCUAAAGGCACGUGUACAUUUUGCAUCACUGGUCACUGUGGGUGGCCGCAGUGUAUAUAUUGUGGUGGUCUCUUAGAUGAUGGGUGCUUUCCCAGGACUCUGCUUUGAGAGGGACUUGCACCAAAGUCCAUGCUAAAUUUUGCACUGUAAAUUCAUCUCUUUAAGCUUAUAUGAAUAGUUUCUAAUCUUCCAUUCAGUGAUCUCAGAAGAAUGCCAGAUGUUAUCACAACUUGUAGUUAGAAUUGAUAUAUAUUGAAAUACUUUGUACUGUAUAUGCAUACCUCCUUGUAUUAAGUUGUUCUGGCUUCUGCUGUCACGACCAGGUUUUUAUAAUAUAUUUGUGUGUGUGUGUAUAUAUACGGUUCUUAGUCCUGCCAUUAUCAUGAACACUUUGCACAUGUAUUUUCCUUUUCAGUGUCACUACAGUAAAUACCACAAAAUAAUUUUAUUCUCAAAUGAUCAUAUUGAGGUGGCUUGUGGAAAUGGAGUUUUAGAGAGUUUAACACUACCUAUGUACUUUGGUUUCAACAUUUUUUUUUCUUUUGGUACAUUGACAGUGCAAAUAUAGAAGUAACAAAGUACUGUAAUACAAGGCUGUUUGAUCAGUACAAAGAGAUGACUGGACCUAAUGUUUCACACCAUGGUGCCCAGAUAGCCUUUGGCUAUCCAGGCAUUCUUGGAGUUGUAGAUUUGCAACAGCUGAAGGCACACUCGUUGGGAAAGCCUGAUUUAUUUAAACAAAACACAAAUCUUUGACAAAGUUCAAUAAUUCACUUUCAUUUGUGAAGAGAAAUGCCUACAAUUAUAGUUGUUUCAGAGCCCAUAAAACCAGUCUAAACACUAUAAUACUCUGUGAUCACCAAUGGACAGUUAUGCCAUGUAUCAUGCAGAUGCUAAAGCAACUCUGAUUCAUGUCAGUAGUCAUCUGUAUGACUAACAUGUCAUUGAGGACUCCACAGUUUAGUAGAGCUCAUACAAAGAGGCCAUUUGUUUUUAGAAACUUCCUUUUAAAAUGACAGUUUUUAAAUUUGCAGUAGGCCUCCUUAAGAUGUCUUAAGGCAGAGCUCCUACUGGGCUGAUGAUGAAUUAAAGGAGUAUUCUACACUGAUCUCUUAUCCUGUGGAUAGAGGAUAAGUGUCUGUUGCGGUGGAUCCGACCUCUGGGACCCCCUGCAAUGUCUUGUAUAGGUAUAGAGCCCAGCAAUUCACCAGGCCUUGGAGAACUCUACCACCCAACUUUUGAGUCAAGCAGGAAAGACUGCCCGCUUAGCCAAUCAACAGACAGGGAAUUGGCUGAGCAGGCUCACUCCUGCUUAUCCCCGCGAUGGGGGCAGGCCCCUUUAUGGAGAUCCCAGCAGUCAGAACCCCUACGAUCAGACGCUUAUUCUUUAUCCUGUGGGUAAUGAAUACGUUUAGCUCCCUGGACUACCCCUUUUUUUAAAGUAUAUGAUGCUAUAUAAUGAAUUUUAGAAACACAUACCAGCCUAUUCAGUAACUCUGUGAUAUGAAUAUUUAACAGUUUUACACUGUCAUAAGUACACCUCUAAAAAGAAUUAAUAGAAUGAAUACCCAUGCAAGGGCAUGGCAUGACACAGGAAGCCUGUUUCCUUGGUGUUUAUGCUGUGCCAAGGCCUGCACUUGGCAUUGCACACUGAUAAAUCUGGGCCACUGUGUCAGUUUGGGUUUUCAUUUAACGUCAUGGGAUUUAUUAACACAUAUAGAGCAAUCUACAUUAUAUGUGGUCACAGAUUCGGCUUUCUAUCUAGGUAAGAAAUCUUAGUCUGAAGUGAUAAUCAGAUUUUUCAUG